UCCAUUAAUAUACAGUACACUGUCCAUGGAAAGAAAUUGGCGACUGAGAAGCACAGUGAAUAUAAUGUCACUACGAAGGUUGUAUAUAAUGUCCAUAAAAGUUCUACAAGCAAUAAACCAAAAUUCCCCUGACAAUUUCUCUUAUUAAUUGUCCAAAACCAUGAUUUUCCGAUUCAGCAUCCUCUUUACUCUUCUGGUAUUAGCCAGGCCAAAAACAUAUGUUUUUGCAUUUUCGAGCAAUGACACUGAUCAGCAAGCUUUAUUUUCUUUUAAGGCUUUUAUUAAAGCUGAUCCAUUGGGUGUCCUAGACUCAUGGAACAGUUCCGUCCAUUUCUGUCAUUGGACAGGCAUUACAUGCAGCCGCAGGCGACAGAGAGCAACAGUACUCGACCUCUCAUCACUAAACUUGGCGGGUACAUUGUCUCCUCAUUUGGGAAACUUGUCAUUUCUAAGGACAAUUUACCUCAAUGAGAACAACUUUCAUGGCUCGAUUCCAAAUGAAAUUGGUCGAUUGUGGCGCCUACGAAAUCUUGAUCUGGCAAACAACUCUUUUCAAGGUGGAUUUCCUGCCAAUCUGUUACAUUGCAGAGAAGUCAAAUACAUCGAUUUGGAAGGCAACGAUCUUGAAGGGAAACUACCCACUGAUUUUUCUUCUUGGUCUAAGCUUGAUGUGUUUGUUGUUAUGCUCAAUCAUUUUGAUGGAUCCAUUCCACCUUCAAUAGGAAAUAUAUCAUCUCUUCGUGUUCUUUAUCUAUCUUCUAAUAAUCUAGUUGGCGAGAUUCCUCUGGAACUGGCUCAUCUUGCAAAAUUAGAGGAUCUUGAUUUGACAGGGAACAGGUUUUCAGGUAUGGUUCCCCUGCCACUUUACAACAUUUCUUCCCUCUCUAUUGUUGGUCUAUCCGAAAAUAAGUUCAGAGGAACGCUUCCAUCAGGUUUAGGCUUCACACAGCUUCCCAGACUACAACAGUUCUACGCUUCAAAUAAUUCUUUUACAGGUCCAAUCCCGCCUUCAAUUGCUAAUGCGUCCAAUCUUGUUAUCUUUGACAUAACUGUUAACAAUAUAACAGGGCCUAUACCGAAUAUUUUGAGUAGCCUUCCUAAUCUUCAAAUUCUAGGACUGGGUCAGAAUCCACUCGGAGAGAAUAUGCGUCCCAAUGACUGGAGCUUUUUCAAUUCAUUUGUUAAUUGUACCAAUCUAAACACAUUGGGAUUACAUGAGAGUGGUUUAAGAGGGAAGCUGCCUAGUUCCAUCGCAAAUCUCUCCAUUACUAUGGAAUACUUGUAUCUGUAUGGGAACCACAUAUACGGAAGCAUACCUCGUGAAAUUGGAAAUCUUGUCAACAUGAUACUUCUUGAUAUAGGAGACAACUUCUUAACGGGGAGCAUUCCACAAUCAAUUGGAGCUCUGUCAAAGUUAGGCAGGCUAGAUUUGAGGGGAAACAACAUUUCAGGAUUGAUCCCAACUUCCGUCAGCAACUUUACUCAAUUAGUUGUUCUUUAUUUAGAAAGAAAUGUGCUCCAAGGAAGGAUACCUACUGAAUUGUUUAACAUCUCUACUCUAGAGCAAGUAAGCCUUGCUAACAACAGGCUUAUAGGGGUGAUACAUGAUGAAAUUAUGUUUCUCUCACAUUGUGUUAACCUUAAUUUGUCUCAAAAUCUAUUCACAGGUCCACUUCCAUCUAGCAUUGGAAGCUUGAAACAUUUGGCUGCACUAGAUCUUUCAUACAACAAACUAACAGGAGAUAUUCCGGCCACUUUUGGCGAUUGUGUAAUGUUGGAGAUGCUAUCUUUGGAAGGAAACCUCUUUAAAGGGAAAAUUCCAUUCACUUUCAAAGCUUUGAAAAAUCUAGCAUAUCUAGAUCUUUCGAACAAUAACAUCACUGGGGGUAUUCCAAGCUUUUUUGUUGGAUUUCGUCAGAUUAUAUUUCUCAACCUAUCGCACAACAAGCUUGAAGGUGAAGUUCCUAAAGAAGGUCCAUUUUCAAAAGUUAGUUCUUUUUCAGUUGUUGGAAAUUUGGAGCUUUGCGGAGGUAUUCAAGCAUUGCAUUUUCUUGCUUGUCCAGAAAAAGUCUCAAGGAAUAAGAAAAAAGCGUUUUCCCUAAGAAUAAUACUAGUCACGGUUCUUGUACCCCUUAGUAUCUUGUUAGCAUGUCUUGCUUUAAUUUAUUAUCGAUGUCGAAAUUCCAAGAAGUCGAAUGACCCCAUCUCAGUAUUGAAAGAUGACCAAUAUCCCAAACUUUCAUACCAAGACCUUUUACUAGCUACAAAUGAGUUUUCUCCGGACAAUUUGAUCGGUGAAGGAAGAUAUGCUUCCGUUUACAAAGGACAUCUUGAAUCAGUGGAACAUUUAGUUGCUGUGAAGGUACUAAACAGUGAAAUACGUGGAGCCAACAAGACAUUUUUGGCCGAGUGUGAAACACUGAGGAACAUUCGUCAUCGUAAUCUUAUCAAGAUCAUCACUGCAUGCUCUAGCAUUGAUUUUAAGGGCAAUGACUUCAAGGCACUGGUUUUUGAGUUCAUGACUAAUGGGAGUCUAGAGAGUUGGUUGCAUCCAGGUCCAUCAUAUCAAAGGUAUGAAAGAAACUUAUCUCUACUCCAAAGAUUAAACAUUUCCAUAGAUGUUGCACUGGGAGUAGAUUACCUGCAUCAUCACACCCAUGCAAGUAUCAUUCACUGCGACCUAAAGCCAAGUAAUAUUCUUCUUGAUGAGAAUUUUGUGGCUCGUAUUGGUGAUUUUGGUUUGGCAAGGUUCAACUUUUCUACUACUACAAGUGACAUCAAUCAACCACAAAUGAGUUCAACUGGUGUACGUGGAACAGUUGGUUAUGUUCCUCCAGAGUAUGGAAUGUUUGGAGAGAUAUCCGCAAAAGGAGAUGUGUAUAGCUUUGGAAUUCUCCUACUAGAAAUGUUUUCAGGGAAGCGACCUACAGAAAGCAGCAUAUUAACAGACAAUGAAAAUAAUCUUCAUGACUUUGUGAAGAAGGCACUCCCUCAAACAGUGAUGGAUAUUGUUGAUCCACGGAUCAUACUCGAUCAAGAAGAACAUGGCAUGACUGUAAAUCCAUCAUACAGCAGGGCUGGCAUUGAGGUAUGCCUGAGAUCGAUCUUUGAAGUGGGGAUAUUAUGUUCAGAAGUGACGCCAGGAGAACGAAUUGACAUCAGUGUUGCUAUUAAGCAGUUACAUGUAGCAAGAGACAAACUUCUGCAGCGCAGAUAAUAACUUGGAUUAGAGUAAAAGUAGGCAUCCUGAUAUGUGCUCUCCUAAAGUGACAAGGAAAAAUUUGUACUUAUGUAUUUCCCAUUUUUCUGUCUUUUUAUACAGUAAAUUUGGAUCUAAACAUAUGUUACUUGAGUUAAAAUUACAAUGCUAUAUGACCAUCAGGUUCCCUAG
Messenger RNA from Daucus carota subsp. sativus, 3391 nucleotides. Its product is annotated as probable LRR receptor-like serine/threonine-protein kinase At3g47570. NCBI's taxonomy places the organism in Eukaryota, Viridiplantae, Streptophyta, Magnoliopsida, Apiales, Apiaceae. Gene Ontology annotation, biological process: protein phosphorylation. Gene Ontology annotation, molecular function: ATP binding; protein kinase activity; protein binding. The transcript is spliced from 2 exons. Bases 161 to 3217 code for a protein of 1018 amino acids. The record is from RefSeq and is a predicted model, not a curated record.